Molecule: messenger RNA, 776 nt
Organism: Lutra lutra (Eurasian river otter)
Lineage: Eukaryota; Metazoa; Chordata; Mammalia; Carnivora; Mustelidae
Gene: CST3
Product: cystatin C
Exons: 3
Coding region: 83-520 (145 amino acids)
Molecular function (GO): cysteine-type endopeptidase inhibitor activity
Source: RefSeq, a predicted model, not a curated record
UAAAAUCGCGGCGGCGAAGCUGGGUGUAGCUCGCAGCUGCUGGAUCACCGCCUGCUGAGCUUCACUCGCCUCGGAGCACACCAUGGCCGGGCACCUCCGCACCCCGCUGCUCCUGCUGGCCGCCCUGGCCCUGGCUGUGGCCUUGGGUCCCGGGGCAAGCAGGAAAAAUGGCAAGUCUCCAAUGGUGGGCGGCCUGUUGGACGCCGACGUCAACGAGGAGGGCGUGCAGCAGGCGCUGAACUUCGCCCUCAGCGAGUACAACAAGGCGAGCAACGACGCGUACCACAGCCGCGCAAUGCGCGUGGUGCGCGUCCGCAAGCAGGUCGUGGCUGGGAUGAACUACUUCUUGGAGGUGGAGAUCGGACGAACCAGAUGCACAAAGUCUCAGCCCAACUUGGACAGCUGUCCCUUUCAUGACCAGCCACACCUGAUGAUGAAAACGCUCUGCUCUUUCCAGAUAUACACUGUCCCCUGGCUGGGCAAGACCUCCUUGGUGAAGUCCAGCUGCCAGAAGGCAUAGAGGACCCUGUGACAGACUGGGCCACUCAACCCCCUUUCUCCCACCCCCACCCCCUUGUAGAGCUCCUAACCUUUAGAAGGUUGGUUUUGUCCAAGUGACACCCCCUCAGUGUGCUAGUCCCAAGGGGCAAAUGGAGAAUUAUUCUGGGACAUUUUUUGAACAGCUAAGCAACUGUAACUCCUUUAAUUCCUUUCCAAAUGCACCAGGAUGCAGUACAUGUAUUCUGUUCUAUCUCAAUAAAAAGUAACAUCAGCUA